AUGGCUACGCGACCUAAGAAAAAGGGAGUGGUCAAAAACCUGGCAGCAGGCCGUCCGCCCACGGUCACAAAGCCCAAGUCACUUGCGCGGAAAACCACGAAAUCCAUCAUCAACAAACUCCAUCUCCUAGAGAAGAGGAAGGUGCAGGCUAUGAAGAAGAACGAUAACGCACAGGUCACGGCAAUUGAGGCGGAGAUCGAGGCUUUGGGUGGUAUCGAGAAAUAUCAGGAAGCAAGUCUCCAGGGGCAGAGACAUGAUCGAGGCGGCGACAGCUCCAACGUGCUCAUGGAGUGGGUUGGGCCGUACCUCUCAUCUGAGGAGUAUAAAGAAGGCCGCUUGCGCAUGUUGGAAGUUGGAGCGCUGAGUACAAAGAACGCAUGUGCUCAAAGUAACCAUUUCGACAUCACUCGAAUCGAUCUCAACAGCCAAGAGCCUGGGAUUCUUGAGCAGGACUUCAUGGAGCGCCCGUUACCCAAGGACGAGUCGGAGAAGUUUGACAUCAUCAGCCUUUCUUUGGUGCUCAACUUUGUCCCAGAUCAUAAGGACAGAGGCGAGAUGCUGGUCCGCACGACACAAUUUCUAACAUCGUCGAAGCGGUUCUCCGGGACAACCGCUGCAUUCUUUCCAAGUUUGUUCCUUGUGCUACCGGCUCCAUGCGUCACCAACUCGCGAUAUCUGGAUCAAGAGAGGUUAGCGGCUAUUAUGGAAUCGAUCGGGUACGAGAUGGUGGAAUCCAAGACAACCCAACGGCUGGUUUAUUACCUGUGGAGGAGAACAUCAGAUCAGGUUGGAAACGACAGGCCGUUUCGCAAGGAAGAGAUACGUUCUGGCUCGUCACGCAACAACUUUGCCAUUACCUUGGUCUAA
Molecule: messenger RNA, 867 nt
Organism: Neurospora hispaniola
Lineage: Eukaryota; Fungi; Ascomycota; Sordariomycetes; Sordariales; Sordariaceae
Product: putative methyltransferase-domain-containing protein
Exons: 1
Coding region: 1-867 (288 amino acids)
Cellular component (GO): nucleolus
Molecular function (GO): rRNA (adenine) methyltransferase activity
Source: RefSeq, a predicted model, not a curated record